Messenger RNA from Bombyx mandarina (wild silkworm), 1006 nucleotides. RefSeq lists its product as uncharacterized. The record is from RefSeq and is a predicted model, not a curated record. NCBI's taxonomy places the organism in Eukaryota, Metazoa, Arthropoda, Insecta, Lepidoptera, Bombycidae.
CCGUCAAUAUAAUAAAGUAGUGCGUAAACAACCGGCUUUGUCAUUACACGCGUCCUCGGACACACUACUGGCGACGAGCUUUACGUAUACCCACACGUGACGAAAAAAAAAAAAUGUUCGGGACGUCUUCUUUAAGUGUUUUGUCGAGUUUUGAUCAUCAAAAUCAAGAUUGGAAGACGUAUAAGAGUAGAUUGCAGCAAUGGUGCAUAGCUAACGGCAUCGAUGAGCAGUCUGAUAAAGCCGGAAUCAAGAGAAGAGCAGUACUCCUCAGCGCACUCACAGAGAGUACCUACCAGCUCGCAAGCAACUUAGCGUUACCCGACGAUAUUGCGACAAAGAGCUAUGAAAGCAUUUUAGGUAUUUUAGAUGAACACUUUAUUCCAAAGCGGUGCGGAUUCGCAGAGCGGUAUAAUUUUUACGCAGCGAUGCAGCAAAAUGGUGAAACUCAUGGGCAAUGGGCCGCACGCUUGCGAGGUCUGGCCGCACACUGCGCUUUCAAAAACCUAGAAGAAUCUCUGCUAGAUAAAUUCGUCAUGGGAAUGUUGCGAGGACCCGAGCGAGAAAGGCUUUUUGCACAAGAAAUCAGAGAGCUGACGUUGAGUAAAGCUGUGGAGCUGGCAGAGAGCGUGCGGUGCGCACGAGAAGGUGCAGCUGCAGCGGUAGUGCCGGAAACAUCCGGUCGGGAAGGCGUUUUCAAGAUUGCCCAACAAGCAAAAGGGAGCGCGGACCGAACAGCCGGCGAAAAAUGCUUAGUAUGUGGUUACAAAAAUCACAAAACGUCAGAGUGCCGAUUUUCUAAAUUUAAGUGCAGAAUAUGUGAUCGUAAAGGUCAUCUCCGUAGAAUGUGCCCCAGGAACAAAGUGAAGCACUUGGAGCAAGGUAACGACGAUGACGAGGGCGAUGACGCGCAUCGAACACAGCUGACUUCUUAUCGCGGGCCCUACCCGUAGCAAAACCGGGUUCCGAAGGUGAGGAAGGCGUGCGGGACGAGGUAGCAGCGUACGAG